This is a messenger RNA of Durusdinium trenchii, 3267 nucleotides long. The record is from the annotation of a GenBank genome assembly. NCBI's taxonomy places the organism in Eukaryota, Dinophyceae, Suessiales, Symbiodiniaceae.
AUGUGGUGGCUCCGGCUGGCGGUCAUCUCGACUGCGGCCGUAAGCCAUGGUUGGUGGGCUGGCCCGGAAGGGCCGCCGGAGGUGGAGCCCUUGGAGGAGCAGGCUGGUUGGCGGCAGCAUCUUCGGGAGUGGUUCCCGGGUGCUGAGCGAAGGCUCAAUGCCACGGAAGAGUGGCUCGCUAGCCUGGCGAGCUGGGGUCGGGAGUUGGAAGGAGCCUCGACCUGGGGAAGCUGGGAUGUGGCGCUGUGGAUGGUCGUGGACACCCUCUUCGGCAUGAUCGGGUGGGCACUUUUCGGCAGCGCUUGGACUAAGGUUCGGACCGGAUGCCGCCGGCUCCUCCAGGUUCUGGUGGUGCUGGGGCUCUGCCUGGUAGCUCACUAUGUGUGGGCCGUGUGCUACCCCAUUGUGUCGCUCUUGAUCGGGGCCUGCAUGGCGAUGGCAUGGCUACUUCGCAAAGUCCUACGAGGAGUUGGGGCCUUUGCGUUCUGGUUUCAAAAAGUUACAGGAGGCUCUCCAGAAGCCUCUGAAGCAGAGUUCUUGGGCCCUGCCACGGGACGGACACCUGAAACCUCCCAGCCUCGAGCAUUCAAGAGGUCCGGUGAACAGCCCAAGUACAUGGUGGUGAAGAGAGGGGAAGAUGCUGCUGUCUUCGCCAUCGGCAUGGACUCCCAGUCCAUCAAGACCCACGGCCUCUAUGUCCCUGUGGAGUGCAACACGAUUCGCGGAUCUCCGGCUUUGGUGAGGCGGCUGCGGGACGUCGAGAAGGUGCACCUAUGCCGAAACGAGGCCUGCACCGAAGAGGGAGGGGAGCACUUCGUCAUGUACGGGUUAGUUCGAAAGAAUGACCCGGAAAGAUUCCAGAUGACCCAAGCUCGAGAGGGUGCGCGCAAGGUGACCCACGACUUCUGGGCCUGGGUGAAAGGGUCCCCGUUGACCGAAGGCACCUCACAGUUGAUGCAUCGCCUUCGGGAAUUGGGUUCCGAAUCGGAGCAAGAGGAGGAGCACCUUGUUUGCUGUGGCAGCCUGGUCACAUGGCGGGGCCCUGAUGGAACUAUGCAGUGCCUGGCCAAUCGGCCGUGCAGUGUGCGUGCUCAGCAUUUUGGGCAACUCCUCCAGGAUGAUGUCCCCACUCAGUGCGGGGCUGUUGCAUUGUGCGGGGAUCAUGCUACUCAAUACCUGACCCGACGGUAUCCCGACAAGUGCAGUGUGACCUUUUGCAGAAGGUUUGGCAACAAGCUGCAGCAUGGAGUGGUGUGGUGUUCAGAACAUGAACCUUCAAGCCUGACACCGACGAGACCCUCUUCUACCUCAGCGCGUCGAUCCAGGUCGAGGUCACGUACACGAGCGGCGGAGGACAUCGACGAGGAGGAGAACGAUGAUGAGGAGAACGGGGUCAACAACGAGGAGGCGCACGGUGACGAGGAUAGGCAUGGUCGUGCGAGAAAGCUGUUGGGAAGGGCUCGCGAAUGUGAGGAGCCCGAGAGCAAAGAGAGAACGCCACGUCGGAGGGGAACAACACGCUCACCUGGACAUACUCCGAAAGGAUCAAGCAUCAGUCGAAAUCUAUCCCGCAUGGGGAUGCUCGAGUCGCCAGGUUCGGAAGGUGCCGGCAGCUUGCUGGAAGAGUUCUUUGAGAUCUUUGCAGCCGGGAAGGCUGAUGGACUCCGUGAAGACCAAGCGCGUAAAAAGCUGGGAGCUGACCGCCUGCUACUACCCGGUGAUCUUCUUCGGCAACUGGUUGGGGAGGCGGAGAAUGAGCAGGCGCAAGGACAGAGAGGGCUGUCACGUUUCUUGACCACGUGGCGGAAGGAGCUGGCUAGGUUGGGAAGGCCUCACGGAGAAGGGGAGGGAUGUAGCGACUGGAGUAUGGUGGAAGGUGGCAGUCAAGCCGCGUCUCCUGGGGAUACUCCGGAGAAGGAUGGGGAUAGAGCUACAUCGCUGCCUUUAGCUUCGUCUUUGAGGACCUCGGCAUCCAGGACGAGACCUACGUCUGAGCCUGCACCUCCCCCUGGUCUGGCAGAACGGGGACAGCAGAUGCCUCAGGUGGAAGAGAAGCGAGGUGAUGGGCUACGAGUGGCACCCCCGGGGAUCUAUCGCCCUGACACCAGGGCCGGAGCCAGGACCGACAGUGGAACUACUGCAGAACCCGUUGUCCAAAUUGCCAAAGCGAUCCAACAUCAAACAGCAGAAUUGGCUUCUUUGGUUCGCCAACAAACCGAAGGAGCAGGAGGUCAGGUCCCCGGUACAAUCCGUGGGCUCAACAAACAAUCAGAAGAACUGGUCUUCUUGCUUCGGGCGUGUGGCCAGUAUCAAGUGCGUGUUGGUGCGGAAGAGCACGGUCAGGCACUAGCAAACUCAUUGCUGUCCGCUCAGAUAGGAGCCUCGACCAAGCUUCGAGCAGCAGGCUUCCGCCAAAGGAUGUCAACCCGGCUGGCAGUGGGAAUUGCAGGGCCGUACUGGGGCAUUCAGGAGAAGUAUGGCCUGAGCGCUGCGGACUUCCUUGCCUACACGGACGCUGAGCUCGACCAGUUUGCGUCUGAGGCCAAGGUGAUGAAGAACACCGACCAAAGACCUCCUCCUCCGUCCAGGUUUGAUGAGUGGACCGCCCGAGUACGACGCCAGACAGAUGUGUGGUGCCUGGUUUAUGGGGAGGAAUGGAGAGCCGUACGGAACAACGCCCUCAACCUCUUGUCGGAGUGGCAUCUGUCCCAUCCUCACAGGUGGCCGCUGGCCAUAGUCAUCGACAUCUGGGAGGAGAUUCACUGGCGAUUUCUGGAGGAGCUCAAGGACGUGCUUCGGAGCCUCAAGAAGGAGAUUGGCAGGGAGACGAUCAGCCUUACCGAGCUCAAGUUCCAUGCGCUACUUCCGGGACCAGAUGGACAGGCAUGGCUGGUGAUGCCCACGACCUUCGACAUUGAGAAGCCCGACUCGUGGUUCCAGACCGAGGUCCUCCCAAGGAUCGAGAGGAAGCAGGACCGCCUCUUGUGGAAUCUCACUUGGCAGGGCGGGGCACGGAAGGAUCGCAACCCGGCAGCACCGGCAGGAGGAGCAGGGGAGAGUGCAGGAAGCUUGAGCUCGCAGUCCAAGCCCACUCUCAAGUCGUUGUGGGGGCCCAAGUUGACUCCGGAGGAGGUCGGAAUGGCCAAAGAUCGGGCCCCUCUGGACCACCACGGCAAGUUGCUCUGCUGGGGAAACCUGUGCCACAUUGGCUGCCAGACGACAGGUUGUCAGCGCUCCCAUGAAGGACUUCGCCUGGCUCACUUUUAG